This is a messenger RNA of Naegleria gruberi, 2112 nucleotides long. RefSeq lists its product as uncharacterized. The transcript has 2 exons. The coding region runs from base 1 to 2112 and encodes 703 amino acids. The record is from RefSeq and is a predicted model, not a curated record. Gene Ontology annotation, molecular function: protein binding. NCBI's taxonomy places the organism in Eukaryota, Heterolobosea, Eutetramitea, Acrasida, Naegleriidae.
AUGAGUGAAACAUCAUCAACAACAGCUGCUGAUAAUUCAGCAUCAACAACACCAAUAACAUCUCCCAGAGUCAUCAAGAGAGUUGUUGUGAGAAGAGUUGUGCAGUCAUCAUCCAAUAAUAAUACAAACACUAAUAACAACACACAAACAACCAGUACUGAAAGUAAUGGCAACAAUAUUGAAGUGAGUGUACAGUUUCCAUCUGAUGAGAAUAUUACCGAAACUACUACCAAUCUCACCUCUGCACUUUCCCUUUCACCAAAUAAUCAAACUGGACUUUCCUCUAGUGUAUCACCACCAUCAUUUAAUGGUUUAAAUUCACCAAUAAUGAUUGUGUCGAGGGAGGACGAAUCUCUUUCAAGUCAAUCAUCACCUUCACCCAAUAACAAAAGUGUCCUUUCAACGACCAUGAAUGGAACACGAAAAGAAAACGAUUCGUGUGUGUCUCCCUCAUUAUUUGUUGAUGGAAGAAAGACAAUGAGCAAUUCUGAUAUCAACCAACAGUCAACCAACAAAAAAACAGAUCAAAGCCGUUCUACUUCCAAUUUAGCCUCACCACCUUCAAAUAAUAAUAGACAUUCUAGUGGGGGAGGUGUAUUUGGUUUUCUACAACGUAUUGCUUCUCCACUCUUAUCAUCAACACCUUUAGAACAAAAGCAAUAUUCAGCAAGUUUUACUGAGGGAAGUUCUACUAAUUCAUAUCUAGCUCGACAAUUAUCUCCCCGAUCAUCGUCAUCAAUAGAAGAAACAGAGGAUAUGAGAGCAAGAUCUGGUGGAAAAGCCAUUGCUAAUGUGCAGUUGGCAGAUGAACAAGUUGUUAGUGGAUUCUUGAAAGAUUGCCAAAGUUUGAGAGAGAAGAGAAAGAUUGCAGAAUUGGAAAAACUGUGUAGAGAUUUCUUACCACGUUACUAUUCUUCCAAAUCAAAUAUGGCUAAAGUCCACAUCUACCUUGCCUUGGCAUUGAGAGAAGGCUUACUGUUCAAAGAUGCCCUUCAUCAUUUCGAAGAAGCUUUUGAAUUAGAAAAUGAAGAUCAUGUAAAUAAUAAUGAAGGAGAAAAUACAAUUGUACAUACAAAUUCGUUCACUAUUGCAGAUUAUGCUCAUACCUUGUUCUGUGAUAGACAGUAUGAGUUAGCUAGAGAAUAUUUUGAAAAAGCACUCUCGAUAUCUAUCAAAGAGAAUCAAAGCAAUGCAGAAGAGUUGAGAAGUGCAAUCAUUCUGUGCCAAAUAAUGUCACCAAACAUUGAUCCAUCACAAAAAGCAGAAUUGAUUGAUGACCUCCUUAAAAAAUCCAACAACAAUCAAGCCUUCACCUACUAUGUAAUUGGGUUGUAUUAUGAGAAAUUACACGACUAUAACAAGGCUAUUGAAUAUUAUACCCUUUCAUUGAAGCGUGAACCUUCAUAUGAUUGCAACUAUGAAAGAAUAGGCACAUGCCAAUCAAAAAUUGGCUUGUUAGAGAGAGCUAAAUGCAAUUUAGACAUGGCUUGUACAUUGAACAAGCAAAACUUUAGAGCUAUUUUGGCUCUAAGCAAACUUCAUAUUCGAGGAGGAAUGACAGGAUCUUGUAAAACAAAACUAAAGAUCAUUAUAGAAAGAUCAGUACAAUUGGUCAAUUCGUCAUCUGAUAAGCUUCGAUUAUACAUGGUUCUGGCAGAGUCAUUCUACAUAUUAGGAAUUAUCAAGAGCAGUUGUGAAUUUGAAACUAAUUUUGAAAAGGUAAAAUCUCUCUUCAGAGAAGCCAUUCACUACUAUUCCAUGUAUCACGAACUUGUACAGGAUGAUGCAGAAGAAUUGGAACAUUACUCUGCUGAGAGUUAUUAUAAUACUAUUGGACUUUGUUAUCUCUAUAUGAAGGAAUUUGAGACAGCCAUGGAUAUGUUCAACAAGGCUUCACAAGUAUCUCCAAAAUCCUGUGAUGGAAUUUAUAAUAAGGGUGUUGUCAUGGAACAACUUGGAUUAUAUAAGGAAGCUCUUCAAUAUUAUAACAAGGCACUCAAAAUUGCUCCAAAUGAUCAAGAUUCCCAAGAUGCUGUCAAGAGAGUGCAAAGAAAGUAUAAGAACUCUCUCUACACUAAUUAUGGCAUGAUUGGAUUGGAUAUUUGCAAAUAA